Messenger RNA from Neoarthrinium moseri, 1191 nucleotides. RefSeq lists its product as uncharacterized. The transcript has a single exon. The record is from RefSeq and is a predicted model, not a curated record. Lineage: Eukaryota; Fungi; Ascomycota; Sordariomycetes; Amphisphaeriales; Apiosporaceae. Bases 1 to 1191 code for a protein of 396 amino acids.
AUGCCCCCCUUCACACAAUUCUCCAAGCUGCCAGCAGAGCUUCAGAUGUUAAUCUGGAGAAGCGCCAUCCCCAACCGUGGCAUUCUAGAGAUACAGACAGCAGAAACCGAUGACAAUCUUUGGUAUCCGACCUCUGGCUACACAGUCCAGCGGCAGCUGCCGGCACCGAACGUCUUCCGUGCCGCCGGCCCUUUUAUAACACGCACACUGCUCAACGGAAAGACACUCGAAGAAAACAGAAAUGCGCACUGGUUCACCGUGAAGGGAUUUGAGGACAAGCGUAUGUGUUGGUUUGAGGAGCAGCAGGACGACAUCGUGUACUGGAACUCGUCGCUGGGCCCCAGGGUUCCCCAUGGCUCUAGCUCCCUAUCCCUGAUGCGCCUAAGCAGCAAGCUCCCCGGUCUGCGUCACUUGAUGGUUCGGCACGAGGACCUCUGGGACCUGGACAUGAGACGACUCUGCGAUGAAUUCCCGAACCUUGGACAGGGAACCUUGAGUUUCUACCUUGGGGGCGUCGACCUCGAUUUCCGGAAGACCAUGUCAAACGACGAACCGGUGUGCCACAUCCUGAUUGAUCUCAUGGACCGGGGCAAGAUGGAGAAGAUGACAGCCCUGAUCCAAGACUUCUGCGCCGAGUACCCCCAGCGUCGGAAAUACGGAAAUGGCCUGUGGGUGGGCCGUGUAGGCGUGCACCCCAUCGAAGACGACGUGGAAGCCGAGUGGACGUUCCUCUGCCUAAUGGCCCAAGGUCGCAAGGAAGAAAUAGGGGGCAAGCCUUUCGCCCGGAACCGCAGGAGGUGCUUCGGAAAGGACUGGAGCGAUGGCCGCGCCUCGUCGAUACACACACUCGACACCAAGCACAUGCACUUCCUCGCCGUGAGCUGCGAGGACCUGCCCUGGAGCAUGCAGUGCCGGCACCAUGAGAUACAAGCCCUGGGCGAGGACCGGUGGAGACAACUGGUUGGCAACCUCGACCAGUCGAUCUGCAAGCUCCAUGUGCAGUUCGCGCGCACGAAACAGCACCACGAGGCCCUUGCGAGCAUGCCGCAGAUGCGCCAGGUCGCCAUUGUUAGGAUCUUGGGAGAUGCAGGAGACUUGGAUGCGAGUUUCCGGGAGGACGUGGUCGAGAUUGGCAAGACGAAGGAGCGCCCGCUGCUCUGGAGCCGAGAGGUGGCACGCCUACUGGAGUAG